AUGGCAACUGUAGUCAAGGAAGAAAAAGAUGAAUAUUACGAUGUCGACGAUGGUGGUAGCAUCGGUGGUGAUUCAGGAUUUAGCACAGGAGAAGAAGAUAAGCAUGAUGGAUCAAAGGCGACUUCUGCUAUUGCUACUGUACAAGAAGUGACUACAGAACAAAGCGAACAACUUGAAGAUGUAAUAGAGGUGUCUCGUGAUGUCAGGGACGAGCAGGUCUCUGUGGUAGUUCAAGAAGAAAUGAUCCUCAUUGAUGAUGAAGAGCAAAAAAAGAAUUUCUUCACUCGUGUUGCUUCCAUUCCUAUCAUUCAAGACAGUUAUCUGGGAGCCCACAACAUUGUGCGACAACAUACCAUUGGUCAAAAGGCACUUGAUUAUGCUGAAACAAAAAUACAGACCAUCCUUGUUUCGGCGCAGUCUAUUGAUAAUAAGCCUUUGGGCACUAUCUUUUCUCAUGCCAACGACUUGGGUAACCGAUCACUCGAUCUACUUGAGCGUCAAUUCCCCAUGAUCAAUUCGCCCACGCAAGAGAUCAUUCAACCCAUCAAGGGUCGUCUUGACCAAGCCGUCUCUCUCUGGAAGGAAAAAGGCGACAGAGCAUCCAUGGAUCGCAUCACAGACCAGUUUGAACGACUCUUGGAUUACUACCUUCCUGCUGAGCAAGAAGAAAAAGUGACAAUUCAAGAACAUGGCGUUCAGCGUCUGGUCAAGGUUAUCAAUAUCUUAUCUAGUCGCAUUACUCAGAAAGUGAUGAAUAAAGUCGAAGCUAGUAAAGAAGAAGAAAGAAGGAUAAGAGCAGUCAUCAAGACAUGGAUCAUUGAACAAGCUAAAUCCAUGAUCGAAAAGAGACCAUUCCUGAAGGAAAGGAUAGAUAUAGGCUCUGAGCAAGUGCAGACUCUGUACAAUUUCACACAAACAGAAUUAGACAAGGUUCGUCAAGAGUUGAAUAAACAAAAUUUAAGCCACAUGGAGCGUGUAAGAAGUAUUUGGACACUAUCCCGAAACGAUAUCAUCUUGCCCUUAUUUGAAAAAUCCUCUUCCUUACUUUAUUUCAAGCGACAAGAUCAACAGCAGUCAAAGAUGGCCCCCGUUGCUUAA
Molecule: messenger RNA, 1098 nt
Organism: Rhizopus microsporus ATCC 52813
Lineage: Eukaryota; Fungi; Mucoromycota; Mucoromycetes; Mucorales; Rhizopodaceae
Exons: 2
Coding region: 1-1098 (365 amino acids)
Biological process (GO): positive regulation of triglyceride storage; lipid storage
Cellular component (GO): cytosol; lipid droplet
Source: RefSeq, a predicted model, not a curated record